AUGGCCGACAUCUUCAACUUACUCCCGCAACACCGGGUAUAUCCAUUUUUGUCGCUUUCCAGAAGCAUCAACAACCUUGUAUACCACAGAUUGCUCCGUAAAGUGUUUGUCCUCAAGAAAGGGUACGCCCCGCUUCUUGUGGAUGACAUCGACGACUUGUUAGAGUGGCUGUACUUUUCCGAAGCUCAAUUCCUCCACAUCCAAAGCACCGGCCGUCCGUGGCCGGCACUGGUGACCAUCAUUGACGUGCAUAAACGGCAUUUUCGUGCCAAUGAUACCAUGGAUCAGUAUGCUGGCCCCGAACGCACCUACUUCACCUACCACGAAAUCAAGGCCACCACUCUCCUCAAAUUUGUCGUCGAGAGCGUCCCUACCACCCUCCCUUAUCUUUCCCGUCUCACGGUAACGGAAGGGAUCGAGGUGGAGCCCUUGGCCAAGAAAAUCAGAGUGGACAAUCUUCUGAUCGAGGGCGAGGUGAUUAAUAUUGACCAGUGGGUCGACUUGUCGUCGGUGAAACAAUUGUCGCUUGUGUGUGCCUACAGACCGGAACCCGACAACAUCUACUACGCGGCGAGGCAGCUCACAAACUUGCAGGACUUGUUUGUGGCUGAUAAUGGCACCCACAUCCCCAAGUUCAAGAAGUUCCCCCGUACCAUCAAACGCUUAGUGUUAUCUUGGUCCAGAGUCACCGACUUUGCCGCGGUCCGGUUCGCAGAGCAUCUUGAGUACCUCGAAAUUGGACUUGGUGCUGGCCACCAAAACUGGCCGCGGCGAUUCGUCGAGGAGGCCCACGUCCCCGUCAAGUGCCGCUACAUGUACGAACGGACCUUCCCAAAACUCAAGUUCUACGUCAACCACGGCCUCAUGUUCCGAGUCGAUCGUGCCGAAGACGGGACCAUCACCCACACCCCCCUCAACAAGUACUGCCCCUGCACCCGGCCUAAGCAUAAUAAUUGUGUCCUCACAUAUCCUAAGAAAAAUGACGAUUGGGACCCAGAGACCUACCUAGCAUCAGAUAACGCGGACGAAGAACCAGAGGCUGCGGACGAAGAAUCAGAGGCCACGGUCCAAGCAUCAGAGGCCGCGGAAGAAGCAUCAGAGGCCGCGGAAGAAGCACCAGAGGCUGUGGACGAAGCACCAGAAGCUGUGGACGAAACACCAGAGGCUGGGGAAGAAGCACCAGAGGCUGGGGAAGAAGCCGGUCGUACAUCGAUCGAAGACCAAGCAUUAGAGGCCACGCAUCAAGAAUCAGAUGCCGCUGACCAAGGGCCAGAGGCUGUGGAAGAAGCAUCAGCGGCUGCAGAUGAAGCAUCAGAGACUGCGGACCAAGCGCGAGAGACAGCGGACGAAGCCAGUCCUACACUGGUUGGAGACGUUUGA
This is a messenger RNA of Diutina rugosa, 1380 nucleotides long. RefSeq lists its product as uncharacterized. The coding region runs from base 1 to 1380 and encodes 459 amino acids. NCBI's taxonomy places the organism in Eukaryota, Fungi, Ascomycota, Pichiomycetes, Serinales, Debaryomycetaceae. The record is from RefSeq and is a predicted model, not a curated record. The transcript has a single exon.